AUAGAUAAAAAAUAUCCUUUUAAUGAAGCUAUUAAAAAUUAUUUAGUUCAUUUUAAUGAUUAUUAUAUAGAAAAUAUGCAUAGUAGAAUUAGAGCUUAUACAACAAAAUAUUCUAUUACAGAAGAAAUAAUUAGAGAAGCAUUUGUUAUAGUACUUGAAGUAACAGUAUCUACAAAACAGCUUCCUUGUAGAUAUUCUACUAAAAAAAUUCUUUCUUUAACUAAUUAUGAUUUAUGUAAUACUAUUUUAAAAGAUAAAUAUCAAGUAGAAGUUUUUAUUUGUAGACAUGGAUAUCAUACAAUAUGUUAUAAUCUUAUAGAAAGAAAAUGUAAAUAUUGUUAUGAAUAUUAUGAAACUGGAAUUAAACAUAAUAUAAAAUCUUUUAUAAAUAGAUUAGAAAAAGAAGCUAAUAUAUUAACUAAUGAAGAUAUAGAUAUAGAUAAUAAUAAUGAAGAUAAUAAUAAUAGUACUGAUGAAAUUGAAGAUUUAAAUUUAAUAUUAAGUGAAAAAGAUAAAAUAGAACAAGAAUUUAUUGAUAAAUUAGUUAAAGUUUUAGAUUGGUAA
Molecule: messenger RNA, 564 nt
Organism: Scutellospora calospora
Lineage: Eukaryota; Fungi; Glomeromycota; Glomeromycetes; Diversisporales; Gigasporaceae
Source: the annotation of a GenBank genome assembly